Messenger RNA from Sporisorium graminicola, 1818 nucleotides. RefSeq lists its product as uncharacterized. NCBI's taxonomy places the organism in Eukaryota, Fungi, Basidiomycota, Ustilaginomycetes, Ustilaginales, Ustilaginaceae. The transcript has a single exon. Bases 1 to 1818 code for a protein of 605 amino acids. The record is from RefSeq and is a predicted model, not a curated record.
AUGGCAGCAGCAACCCUUCCGCUCUCGCGCAGCGUGCGCGUUCCUCUCUCGAGCCGACAAGACACCAACGAGUCCAAUCGCAUCCCAGACGAAUGGGGUCCUUCGUCCGUGCCUCCACCGCCUCAAUCCAACAUUCCUUGGGACGACCAAGUGGUCCCCGCUCUGCGCAAGAAGCUCGAAGCUGAAUCCAAGGACCUCACCAAACGCAUCAGUCGCAUCGAGGACAGCGAUCUCGGGUGGACACGUUCGCGAGCCGAUCCCAACGAUCGUCGCGAUCCUCGUGCUGCUCAAGAACGCAGAAUGUCGCGCGAAGUCGUCCACCACCACCACCAGCGCGAGUCUUCGAUCGAUCAGUAUCACAAUCGCUUUGUGUCAGUGCGAGCGCCGUCAAGACAGCGGUCGGGAGAUGUCGUGUCGACCAGCUUUCCUUUUGACGUGUCCGAGUCGCAAGGCGGCGGUAGUGCGGGGGGACACUCUGUGCCGUCCAAUGAUGCGACAGCAAAGGCGAGGGAAAAGGCCAGGCAGAUUGCAGCGCGCAAGAAAGCGAACCAGCUACAACAGCAGAAUCAGGCAACCAGAGACUCGCUCAUGUUGUCCACUGACACAACAGCAUAUGGGUCGAGACAAGAGGUCGAAAGCAGUACCGACGCUGUACCUGAAGGCGAGGCUGUGGCUGUGGCUGGUGGUCCGGCACCGAGCUUAACCUCGUUUGAAAGAACGAGGCUGCGCACACAGUCAACUCCCAUGCGACCGAGCUUGGACGCCAUCGAUCCAGAUUACGCUGCUAUCACCGCCGCUUCUAGACGCGCUCAGAAUCAGUCAGCCCUCGAUGCAACGCAGUCCACUCCGUCGAAUGGUAGUACCUCGAGAAAUGCGAACGCAAACGGCCAUCAGCGCAGCGAUUCCCUUUCGCGUCGCAAAGCGGCUGCCGCCGCCGCUGCAAUGGAUCCCAAACUGAUGGAAGAGUUUGGACCUUUGGGCGCCACGCCCUCGCCAACAGCCAAGCUCUUGAGGGCGCACCAAGACAUGGAUCCCUCGUCGCCGUUGUCGACAUCGUCCCCUAGCAUGCGCAAGCGCAACAUUCAACCCGACGCAUUCCGCUCUCUCUCAAAGUCCGACCAGUCUCGCUAUCUACGCGAAUCUUCUGCUCCUCCCGCGUUUGGUGAAUUCGGAGAGACCUCUGCCAACGAAUUUGGCGGUUCUCCCGGCAGCAAGAGCGUUAACAGCUGGGAAGAUGAGAUCAUUCCGACGGUGGCGCGCAAGUUGCAGCAGGAACAGUUCUUGAGGGCGGGCAAGGAGGGGAGGCUUAGUCGUUACGAAGGGCUGAUCGAUACGUGGGACAAGAAUGGCUUGCCGCUCAGUCGAAGCGACGUGAUUGCGAUGCAGAGGGCCAAGAAGCUGCAAGACGAGCAGGACGCGCAGCAAAAGAAGAUGGUGGAAGAGGACGAAGACGACGGACAGACAUUGACGUCCGGUCCAGCAGCACCAGCAUUACACCCUGAAAGCAGCAAUCUCAGCCCGAGGGAUGCCGAAGCUAUUAGCGAAAGAUCUCGAUCGAGAGCCAGCAGUCGUCGCAGCCAGCUCUCUACACGGUCGUAUCAGCAGCACGGACAGCAAGAGGCAGUCGAAAGCGUUCCGAUGAAGACAUUUGAUCGACCUCCUGAAGCGUUGCAGGCUGCCUCGCACCCUUCUUUCGCGGCAGAUUCCCGCGCAGCAACGGCAUCAGCAGCAGUCGGAGUGACGAGGAAGGAAGCUAGCGCCAGGCAUCGCGGCGAUGACGACGUGGAAAAGAGCGGCUGCUGUUGCAUCGUUAUGUAG